CGGCUCUAGGCAUCAGUCUAGAAAAUCCAUAUCAGAGCGUGAAACCGCAAACGCGGCACUUUUUACUGGCGUUGGUACAAUUAUAUUUUUUAUCGGAGAGCUUUGCAGAGGAGCACGUGUCGCCGGUUGAUAGUCGCGUCAUUACUACCGGACAGAUGCGACAACGAUACAUUUGCUUUCUGGAAUCGAGACAUCUCAGGUGAGAAAAAAUAACGCUACGAAGUGUUAACGCAGUUGUUCGGAGGCAAAAUGGCUUUAAAAAUGGCUCUCUCGAUGAACGGCACAAAGUCACAAGUCGAUCGCAAUUAUGUGUUGAAUGUUCUGAAUUAUAUUGACGAAGUGAACGAGUCGUUUAGCACCGAGCAGAUCAAAUGUCUCGAACUCAAAGAUCGGGAACAUGAAAAUCAAAAGCAGGAACAAGAAGAAUGCGAAGUAGACUGGGACACCAUAUUAUGCUGGCCUCGGACGCUUUCCGACACUUUGGCUACUAUUCCCUGUUUUGAUGAGCUCAACGGUAUACCUUACGACAACACUCAAAACGCCAGUCGUUGGUGUUGGUCGAAUGGAACUUGGGACCGUUAUUCCAAUUAUUCCAUGUGUCGCGAUGUGCGGCUGCCGACCAUUGAGCCUGGUGUAGAAAUUUCAACUACACUUUAUUUCAUCGGUUACAGCCUCUCCUUAUUUACUCUAAUAAUGGCGGUCUGCAUAUUCAUCUAUUACAAGGAAUUACGAUGUCUCAGAAACAACAUACAUACGAAUCUAAUGUUUACUUACAUCCUGGCUGAUUUGACAUGGAUCUUAACUACUGUGAUGCAGGUAAAUAUAAUGUAUGUGUAAUGUAUGUAUGUAUGUAUGUAUAAGCGCAUUUAUCGUCACCGCUUUGUCUCUUAUCUCUCAUCUUUCGUAGGUUUGUAUCUGUAUCUGUUGGUCGUGAAAACAUUCACCGGCGACAAUAUCAAGCUGAGACUCUGCCUACUAAUCGGCUGGGGUGUCCCGGUGCUUGUGAUAACCAUGUGGGGUAUCGCCAAGUCGUUGGAUCAAAAAGUCAUAAACCACGUCAUGAAGCAAGCUAAUCAGGAAGUAGCGCUCUGGAGGCACUGUCCCUGGAUGAUACCGCAUCCAUACGAUUGGUUUUAUCAAGCAUCCGCUAUAAUAAUUCUAGCGGUAAACGUGAUGUUUCUUUUCAUGAUUAUGCGGGUGUUGAUAACGAAACUGUGGUCCUCCAACAAUGUAGAGACGCAACAAUAUCGGAAAGCCAGCAAAGCUCUCUUGGUAUUGAUACCGCUUCUAGGAGUGACAUACGUGCUGGUCAUAGCUGGACCCACCGAAGGCCAAGUCGCGAAUGCAUUCUCCUAUGCGCGUGCGAUUCUGCUUUCUUCGCAGGGAUUCUUUGUGGCGUUGUUUUACUGCUUUCUCAAUACCGAAGUGCAAAAUACGGUUAGGCAUCAUUUCACACGAUGGAGCACCACGCGAAAUCUUGGCACCCGCCGGAGGUAUUAUAACAAUUGGUCCCCUCGUUCAAGAACGGAGAGCAUAAGAUUAUGCCAACCAUCGAAUCCAUAUCGAAAGCGGGAAUCCACUGUCAGUGAGACCACUACUACGACAGUGAUAGGCCUGAAUUCAACUGCAACAUUUCUCGACAAGUCCAAAAGGAUUAUUUCGGAGGAUCUCAACGAAUAAGAUGAGAGAAAUUUCAAUGUGGAACGAGUCUCGUUGCAUAAUCGCAUUCUUGUUGAUUGCGUCAUCGGUAGAGUGUUCUUUACGAAUGAUCGGACAGUUGUAUAAAAAUUAUCGCCAUCUGCCGCGCUAGCCUUGAGAUUUUCGCGGCUUUCCAGAAGAAUGUCUUGUGUAUAAUUAUUCACACAAGCAAUGGCAUAAAUCUAUGCAAAAGGAACAUUCUUUCAAUAUUGUCAUCUUGCUAAGACUUUUUACGCAUAUCAUUACGAGCAAUUACUGCAGUCUUGUUGAAUUACAACAUCACAAGCGAGAAAUUAUGUGACAUCCAUUCUUUCGGUUGUAUAUUUACUCGUUAUUCGUCAAUGACAAUUUUUGCAGAUUUAUCGAAUAUAUCAAAGAUUUCCUUUUUUCUUUAUGGAUUAGUAAAUAAUGGAUCAAUCUCUUGAGGAAUUUUUAUAACUAUGUAUGUAGAUUAUAUUGCACUUUAUUUAUUGAGGUAAGAAAAAAAUUUAAGAAAAUAUUGAUAUAUUUUAUGAAUAUAUGCUCGAAUGUGAGCGGUGAACAUAAAAAAUUUAUUUUUAUAUGUAGUACAAGAGAAAAAAAUAAACGUAGUUAUUUUCGCUUCUGACUUUGUAAUCUAUUACGAUCGCAAAAAAAAA
This is a messenger RNA of Pogonomyrmex barbatus (red harvester ant), 2336 nucleotides long. RefSeq names its product Diuretic hormone 44 receptor 1 (gene Dh44-R1). The record is from RefSeq and is a predicted model, not a curated record. NCBI's taxonomy places the organism in Eukaryota, Metazoa, Arthropoda, Insecta, Hymenoptera, Formicidae. Gene Ontology annotation, molecular function: diuretic hormone receptor activity; G protein-coupled peptide receptor activity; peptide hormone binding. Gene Ontology annotation, cellular component: plasma membrane. Gene Ontology annotation, biological process: cell surface receptor signaling pathway; adenylate cyclase-modulating G protein-coupled receptor signaling pathway.